GAGAUGCUUUGAUUGUAUACCAAAACGGUCUGCCACAGCUUGCAGACACCGCCUACUGCGCAGCCGCAGCCCAGAUGACGAAGAUGGUGCUCAUCAAGGAAUACCGUGUCGUGUUGCCGGUCUCUGUUGAAGAGUAUCAAGUAGGGCAGCUGUACUCUGUGGCCGAGGCCAGCAAGAAUGAGACAGGAGGAGGAGAGGGCAUUGAAGUGCUGAAGAAUGAGCCGUACGAGAAGGAAGGGGAGAAGGGACAAUAUACACACAAAAUCUAUCAUCUAAAGAGUAAAGUUCCUGGCUAUGUGAAGAUGAUCGCACCAGAGGGAGCAUUAGUUUUUCACGAAAAAGCUUGGAAUGCUUACCCCUACUGUCGCACUAUUGUGACGAAUGAGUACAUGAAAGACGACUUUAUGAUAAAGAUCGAGACGUGGCACAAACCCGACAUGGGAACAGUAGAAAACGUCCAUGACCUGGAUGAGGAGACAUGGAGGACCGUGGACGUGGUGCGCAUAGAUAUUGCAAACAAAGACGAAGUGUCGCCAGGGGACUACAAGCCAGAAGAAGAUCCUGCCCUUUUCCACUCUGCCAAGACAGGCAGAGGACCUCUAGGUCCCGAUUGGAAGAACGAGCUGAAGCCAGAUUGUCCUUACAUGUGUGCAUAUAAACUGGUCACUGUCAAGUUCCGAUGGUGGGGUCUGCAGACCAAAGUGGAAAACUUCAUCCACAGGCAAGAAAAGCGAAUUUUCACCAACUUCCACCGUCAGCUGUUCUGCUGGAUUGACAAAUGGGUGGGUUUGACCAUGGAGGACAUCCGGCGGAUGGAGGAGGAAACCCAGAAAGAGCUAGAGGAGAUGCGUCAGAAAGGUGAUGUGCGAGGCACCACUGCAACAGACGAGUAGAGGCUCUGCACUGUAGGCCAGACACUAGAGGCAGGCUGACUGCGUAAAACAGGUCCGAUUCGAGGCACCAGUGCUGCUCAUGAGCAGUGAGGCAAAUCAACCAAACCCUGUCAUGAUGAUGUCAUCAGAGACGUGCCCACCCCACUGAGAAAGUGGCCCUGACUUCACCUCUUCUCGUCCUGUCUCACAUGAUUCAUUGGGGGGGUUUGAUAAGAUUGGUUAACAGUACUGUACAGAUCCCCUCCCCGUCACAAGCCUCCUGUUCACUCAGUUAACACACACACACACAAAAAAAAUAAGAAAAUGUAAGAAAAAAAAAACAUGUUUUUGCAUACAUAUAAAAAACAAAAAAAAAUUUGCACAGAACAUAAAUUGCCUGAUAUGUAAUUGUUAGUUGAUUCUAAUGGGCUUUGUUUUUAUUCAGGUCUGUAAACCAUGACUCCAGAAGCCAAGCCUUUUAAAUUAGAAUGUUGAUUUUAGCUUCACAGGUCCUCACCAGACAUUGGUCUGUUCAUUUCAGCGGGUGUUGGACCUUUUCUCUCGCUACCCUCUCUUGUAAUAUAACGGUGUCUAUUUUACUCCCCUGUCUUUCCCCUCAGUAUGCUCCAUAUGUUUUGUCCUCAUAGCCGUUUGUCUGCGCUCCUCUGCUCCAUCCUGCUGUCCCUUCUGUCUGGCAGUUUGCUGGGAAUCCUUUCUCCCACAGUUUGAUAGCCGAGGUGGUCGCGCGUCUCAAGUGAAAUGAAAGAGAGUUUUAUCAUCCAUGAUUUUUCCUCCUCGGUUUCCCGCGUUCAACACGUGCCCUCGCGUGUCGUCAGAGUGCAUGUGGUCGGCGUGAAGUGUCGUACCUGUCGCUGCAUGUAGUGGCUGCGGUGCAGCGUCGUUCAGAGUGCAAGGGAGCACCUUCUCCGAGAGGCGCUUGUGUCGGCGCGUGUGUUCGUGAGCUCGUCAGUGUUUUCCAACUGCCUUCGCUCUAAAAGGACGGUCAUUUCUUGGACUGAGCUGGGCAGCUUCAAAUCCAGGUUAAACCAGCCUUCUGAAUUUUGCCUCCCUCAUGCUGUCGCUGCAUGGCCUUUCUCCUCGGCUAGGGCUUUAAGCGGGCGGCUCGCGCAGCCUCCGCAGCGAAACAAAGCAGAGCUGAAGUGUGAGUGUGCAUUGCUGCGUGCAUGAAUCAGGUUAGGGUUUUUAUAUCUAAUUAUAUAUCCUAAUCAGAAAAUUUCUCAACUGUCAGAAAUGGGUCCAGGCAGAUCUGCCGUGUCUGUUGGAGAUUUUUUUUGUUUGUUUGUUUUUGGUCUAUAUGCAAUUAUUUUCCCGAGCUUCUUGUAAAGUCAGCCUAAACCUUUUUCUGCUGUUUCUGGCUAAGGAUGAAAGUUGCUUUUGUUUUUAAAUAGCCUUGCAGUUUAGAUCGACUCCCACUUCUUUGCCUACAUUACAUGGGAUAUUAACAUCUGAAGAUUGGUUCAGAUGUUUUUAUUUUGAGCUUGGGGUAAAACAUAAUUAGUGUUGUGGCUUAAAGGCUUGCGAUCUGGUCUGAGUGUCUCUAAAACUUUUGGGUUUUGUCACAUGAAGUGUGUGGUUGACGUAAAACAGCUAAAUGAAAGCUAUACUGUAACUGUACUCUAUUAAAUUCAACGACGAAGUGGACAGCGUGUAGAUAGAAACUUCCCUGGGCUUUUCACGUCAUUUUAUAUCGUACAAAUCUUAAUUUCUGAACGGCAGGGAAAUAUCAGCCCUGCAGGCAGUGUGUAAAGUGGAGCCAACUGUACCUCAUCCGUGCUUAUGAAUGUGUAGCUACACAGACAAGGGACGGCUGUUAGAGGACGUUCCUGAUAUGCAGGGACACCGGCAUGUUUUACACGUGCACAAGCAUGACUGAUCCAUGAUAUCACCAGUACAUGAGGACAAACGGUUUGACCCCAGCUAGAUUUGCAUGCUCACUUUUAUUUUAUUUUUAGACCCUUUUUAUUUUGACCACGCUCCAACUUUUACUUGAGCAGCAGCUUUGCGAGUCCCUCAAACCGCAUCAGACAAGGUGGACAGUUCGAGGGCGGGCUUCCCCUCACGAUCAGGCUCCUCCAGCUGGACCUCUGAUCACGAGACGAGGAGUGAAAAGCCUCGGAGUCUGAUGGUGAUGGGAGCCGUCCUGUGCAGUUAAACAAGAUGAGGGAUGCACGGCGUCACCACUGAUGCCAGCCAGUGGAUGCUGUAAGGGGGGAAGGGCUUGAAGCAAAGAAAAGAGAUGAGUCCAAAAAUACUGUUUUCUUACUGUAAUCAUGAAUAAGCACUUGCAAGAUCUUAUGGGUUUUUUAUGUUUUUUGUUUGUUUUGUUUUUGAAAGACAAAGAUUCACAAUGUAUUCGAUUUUCUCUUUCUGAUAAGGCAAACAUUCAGGGGAAUUAGUAGUGAAUGUAAUACAAUUAGUACCUUUUUCCUUGUUCACAGCUUUCAGGCUGUGAAGGAAGGUCUAGACAAUGGAGCGUAACAGAAUAUCUAAUAAAUUUGAAGAAAUAAAA
Fundulus heteroclitus (mummichog) is the source of this 3402-nucleotide messenger RNA. RefSeq names its product phosphatidylinositol transfer protein, beta (gene pitpnb). The transcript is spliced from 12 exons. Gene Ontology annotation, cellular component: cytoplasm. Gene Ontology annotation, molecular function: phosphatidylinositol binding; phosphatidylinositol transfer activity; phosphatidylcholine binding. Gene Ontology annotation, biological process: phospholipid transport. NCBI's taxonomy places the organism in Eukaryota, Metazoa, Chordata, Actinopteri, Cyprinodontiformes, Fundulidae. The coding region runs from base 75 to 893 and encodes 272 amino acids. The record is from RefSeq and is a predicted model, not a curated record.